Mytilinidion resinicola is the source of this 1810-nucleotide messenger RNA. RefSeq lists its product as uncharacterized. Gene Ontology annotation, cellular component: nucleus. The record is from RefSeq and is a predicted model, not a curated record. The transcript has 2 exons. Bases 1 to 1545 code for a protein of 514 amino acids. Gene Ontology annotation, molecular function: DNA-binding transcription factor activity, RNA polymerase II-specific; zinc ion binding; transcription cis-regulatory region binding. Gene Ontology annotation, biological process: positive regulation of transcription by RNA polymerase II. Lineage: Eukaryota; Fungi; Ascomycota; Dothideomycetes; Mytilinidiales; Mytilinidiaceae.
AUGGGUGAAGUGAUAAGAAGUAAUGCCGGAUGCUGGACGUGCAGAGUGCGGCGGAAGAAGUGCGACGAGAUCAUGCCGGUGUGUUUGAACUGCGCGUCGCUGCAGCUACCAUGCCACGGAUACGGACCAAAGCCGAUCUGGAUGGACCGGGGCGCGCGGGAGAGACGAGUUGCUCAAGAAUUACGAAACUUGGUGAAGACGAAACGUAAUCUCAGCCUCCGCCGCCGGGGCCAGUCGAGUGAUGCCUCGGAGCCAUCGACCGCGGGGGCUUCACAAAAGACUACGACGUCAACGGAAGCCACGGCUCCAACGGGUUCGGCCCGCGAGCACAAGGAAGUGGCGGAGCAGCUACUAAACAAUGGUAGGCCGUCUAUUCUCACAGAGCCAAUCGAACAUGACCAAGCGGCGUUGCUUAUGCACUUCUUCGAUCACGUUUUGCCUCUUCAGUUCCCUUUCUACAACCCUUCCAUUCAAGAAGGCGGCCGGGGUUGGUUAUUGGCCAUCAUCACCCAGACGAAGCCGCUCUACCAGGUUGCGCUGAACUUGGCUUCUUAUCACCAGCAGUCGGUCUUGGCAAAGGAUAGUGCAUUCUCUUGUGAAAUUAGUCUGGCAAAGUUGGAAGAGCGGCAUAUCGAAUGUAUUAGAUUGCUGCGUCUACAUCUCGACAAGUUUUCAUGCGUUGAAGAAGUCACCACGUAUGAGGAACACACCCAAGUCAUGGUCUGCAUUACGUUCCUCAUUGGAUUAGAACUAUUCAGAGGCGACACGCACGACUGGCAAUUGCAUCUCCAAGCGGCGUCCGCCUUUUCCAGCACAUGCAGAGAAGGUCGGCGCGACAGCAUAUCUUCAUCACCCACACAGAGCCUAGCAACGGUAUUCUUCUUCAGCGUUAUCACUUGGUAUGACAUCCUGUCGUGCGCAUCUACCGGGUUCGAGCCAUUCCUGCCGUUCAUGAAUGAGAUCCGCUUCGAAAAGCUGCAGGGAUGUGAGACCUGGGUCAUGGCUAUCAUCGCCGAAAUUGCACAGCUCAAUAGCCGCAAACAAAUUCAGAAGCGAACCGACCGGUUGAGUAUCGUGGAGGUUGAAAUUGUGAAAGACAUCAGAAGGAGGCUCGAGGUAGGGCUGAGAAGGACGGCCGCAGCUCUUGAUGAGGACUCUAUGUCCCGAACUCUCCAAGUCACCCGCAUAUAUGCCCACGCCGCCAGUGUGUACUUACACGUCAUGGUAUCCGGCCCGCAUCCCGCAAUUCCAGAGAUUCGCCAAGGGGUGUCGAGGACGAUGGUGUCAAUUGUUGCACUUACGUAUCCCCAUCUUAUACGGAACUUGAUGUGGCCGGUUUGCAUUGCAGGAUGCAUGGCUGAAGACGAGCAUGCAUCGUACUGGAGAGAUCUCAUUUCCAGCGUGAGCAAAGAAAAGUGGUCCUUUGGAUAUCCGUCCAAAGUUCUGGAGAUUAUGGAAGAAUGCUGGCGCUUGCGGAAGACUGGCGCGGUGGUGGACUGGUUGGCAGCUAUGGAAAAUCUGAAUAUGAGGGUUCUUCUUGUUUGAUGGCACUCAUAUCCACCGUAGAGGUACGUUCCUCGAAACCCAGAACACUGCCAUAUCAUAAUCUGGGAUGGGCAUAGAAACUCGAUAACCCUAUCGCGGUAGCUUCUAUCAUCUUUAUAGGUAUGUGUCACGGAACAUGAAGCUAUUGCCGUGUACGUGAUGUAUUGGAUGAUGAUGAUGAUGAUAGAGAAGAGAGGGAGGUCUGGAGGAAGGUGAGGCUAUAGGUAUACAAGAGGUGACACGUGCCUGCAGUGGCCCUCACCGC